Messenger RNA from Telopea speciosissima, 2969 nucleotides. Its product is annotated as TPR repeat-containing thioredoxin TTL1-like. NCBI's taxonomy places the organism in Eukaryota, Viridiplantae, Streptophyta, Magnoliopsida, Proteales, Proteaceae. The transcript is spliced from 7 exons. Gene Ontology annotation, molecular function: protein binding. The coding region runs from base 183 to 2342 and encodes 719 amino acids. Gene Ontology annotation, cellular component: cytoplasm. The record is from RefSeq and is a predicted model, not a curated record.
UUCUUUCAAUUUUUCUCUUCAUGUCUUCUUCCAACCUUCGUUGGUUUCGUUUCUUUCUGUAUUCUUGUUGGCUGUCUUGUAGUUAUAGGUACAUGCAUUGUUGAAAGAGAAGAUUGAAUAGAAGAACCAAAGCCCAGAAGGAACCAACAGUAAACUGAAUCUUUGUGGUUGUUCUGGGAGAAAUGUCAUAUUCAGACAAGCCCAAACCCGAAAAAGGGUUGGAUUCCCUCUCUGAUCAGUUACGCUCCGCUUUGAGUUGCGAAGACAACAAACCUGAUUCCAAACAACUCGAUCUGGGCUCGCCGGUUUCGCCAUUGACGACUCGUAGGUCGGGACGCGGUGGCCGUGCUACCAGUGGAUUGACGACUACUAGCAGCAGUUCUAGCUCGUCUGGUUCGGUUUCAGGGAAAACUGCGAACCCCGCAGUAGUCAAAAGAUCCGAUGUUGGUCGAAAGAGCCACUCAGGCGAGCUAUCGGGCUCGAGCGGAAGCAGUCCAACUGCGGCGGAGAGCACACGAUCCGGCUCUGCGACCCGUAAUUACAAGCCUGGUCAUGCCAGAUCUAAUUCCGGCGGCGCCCCAUUAAUCUAUUCGGGCGGAAGCGUCGCCAGCGGUGGCGGCUGUGGAGGCUCCGUUAAUUCGCCCACUGUGAAUGUACUUCCCCCGACUGGAAACAUUUGUCCAUCAGGAAAGAUUUUGAAGACUGGAAUGGCGACUAAGAGCUCUCCAAGAAGGGACGUUCUUGGCUCUGGCACUGGGAACUACGGGCAUGGUAGUAUAAUGCGGGGCGGCGUUAGUGGUGGAAAAUUGGGCGGUGGUAGUAGUAGUGGUGGUGAAGCGAGUCCAGCCAAUGUAACGGGUAAUAAACAAUUCGCGGGGGAAUCAAUGACGAUGAAAAACGCUAUGGGGGCGAGUUGGGAUUUAGAGACGGUGACGAAGGCAGGCAAUGAGCAGUACAAGAAGGGAAAUUUGUUAGAAGCGCUGUCUCUUUAUGAUCGAGCGAUUUCGAUAUCUCCGGGCAAUGCAGCAUGUCGAAAUAACAGGGCAGCUGCAUUGGCGACUCUUGGUAGGUUAACCGAGGCCGUGAAGGAAUGCGAAGCGGCUGUCAGGCUGGAUCCUGCUUAUGGCAGGGCCCAUCAGCGUUUGGCAUCUCUGCAUCUGCGGUUAGGGCAAACUGAAAAUGCCCGAAAACACUUGUUUUUACCUGGGCAGAAGCCUGAUCCGGUGGAGUUACAAAAGUUGAAGGCUAUGGAGAGGCAUCUGAAGAGAUGUGCUGAUGCCCGGAAGAUGGGUGAUUGGAAGAAUUUAUUGAAGGAAGUUGAUGCUGCCAUUGCAGCUGGAGGAGACUAUUCUCCUCAGCUCUUUGCAUGUAGAGUAGAAGCGUUCUUGAAGCUUCACCAUCUGGAGGAUGCAGACUCUGGCCUUUCAAGCAUCCCUAAAUUCGAACCAGCUACCUCUUCAUGUUCACAGACCACGUUCUGUGGAUUCUAUUCCGAAGCUUACCUGUACUUUGUCCGUGCCCAGGUUGACAUGACAAUGGGGAGGUUUGAGAAUGCAGUUGCUGCAGCUGAGAAAGCUGUGCAGCUUGAUCCCGGUAGCUUUGAAAUUGCAGUGAUGCUGAACAAUGUGAAGUUAGUGGCAAGUGCCCGUGCCCGGGGUAAUGAUCUCUUCAAAGCUGGGAUGUUUGAUGAAGCCUGCUCAGCAUAUGUUGAGGGCUUCAAGGGUGAUCCUUUCAACUCUGUCCUUCAUUGCAAUAGAGCAGCAUGUUGGUCUAAACUUGGGCAGUGGGAGAGAUCCAUUGAUGACUGUAACCAAGCUCUCAGGAUCCGGCCCAAAUACACUAAGGCCCUUCUUCGACGGGCUGCCUCAUAUCUACAGCUAGAACGAUGGGCUGAAUCUGUGAGGGACUAUGAAGUUUUGAGAAAGGAACUUCCAGGUGAUAACGAGGUUGCAGAAGCUUUAUUCCAUGCCCAAGUUGCAUUAAAGAACUCCCGAGGAGAGGAAGUUUAUAACAUGAAAUUUGGUGGUGAGGUGGAGAAAGUAUUAGGUCUUGAUCAAUUUAGAGCUGAAAUAUCUUCACCUGGUGUUUCAGUAGUGCACUUCAAGGCAGCAUCAAACAAGCAGUGUGAGCAGAUAUCUCCCUUUGUGGACACUCUAUGUCACCGGUAUCCAUCUGUGAAUUUUGUCAAGGUUGACGUCGAGGAGAGCCCAGAGGUAGCUAAGGCAGAGAAUGUUAGAAUUGUUCCAACAUUCAAGAUUUACAAGAAAGGUAGCAGAGUUAAGGAGAUGAUCUGCCCUACUCCUCAGGUUUUGGAGUCCUCGGUGAGGCAUUACAGUCUCUAGUACAAAAGCAUUUGUAUCUCAUUUUCUUUGUUCUUUCCCCCCUCUUGCAAUCCAGCCCCAUAUCUCUCUCCCAAUGUUUUCUAUCUUUCCACCAAUUCAUACAGAGCUAGCAGUUCAGCUUUGACCAAAAUCAGCGAUGUAAUAAUUUCAUAGAGCCAAAAGCCCAGAAGAAUCCAGAGAGAGAACCUAGGUCCCGUAGUAGUUUUAUUCAUUCUUUCCAUUCCAUUCCAUUGUUUCUCUGGUUAUAUGUUCCACCCAUCUUUCAUUUUUCAAUUCCUUUAUCCCCCCCCCCCCCCCCAAGUCCUUAGGCCGGCCUCAUUCUUGUAUCCUCACCUUCCUCAUCAGUAGAAAAAAGCUGUACCUGUACACUAAAUUGGCUCUUUUAGGUCUAUUUCAGAGAGAGAGAGAGAGGGUCGGCUGGUAGAAGAUAUUGUGCACAUGUAUAUAGAAGAAACAUACCCCAAAAAAAAAGGGGGGAAAAAAAAACAAAAUUGGAAGCGAUGACAGAUUGGAGAUCUGGUGGUUACUACAGGGUUAGUGAGAGGAGGUUGACCAAGAUGUUGUUGUUAUUGUUGUUGCCAUGCUCUACCAUUCCUUGAAUAAGAAAAAAAAAUCUCAUUCUUUUUG